Molecule: messenger RNA, 1279 nt
Organism: Camelus dromedarius (Arabian camel)
Lineage: Eukaryota; Metazoa; Chordata; Mammalia; Artiodactyla; Camelidae
Gene: POU3F4
Product: POU class 3 homeobox 4
Exons: 1
Coding region: 55-1140 (361 amino acids)
Biological process (GO): regulation of transcription by RNA polymerase II; brain development
Cellular component (GO): nucleus
Molecular function (GO): RNA polymerase II cis-regulatory region sequence-specific DNA binding; DNA-binding transcription factor activity, RNA polymerase II-specific
Source: RefSeq, a predicted model, not a curated record
GGCUGAAGCUGCUCCCUUUGCCACAUUAUAACUAGUUGGGGAUCCUCACCUACCAUGGCCACAGCUGCCUCGAAUCCCUACAGCAUUCUCAGUUCCAGCUCUCUGGUCCAUGCGGACUCUGCGGGCAUGCAGCAGGGGAGUCCUUUCCGAAACCCUCAGAAACUUCUCCAAAGUGAUUACUUGCAAGGAGUUCCUAGCAAUGGGCAUCCCCUCGGGCAUCAUUGGGUGACCAGUCUGAGCGACGGAGGCCCAUGGUCUUCCACACUGGCCACCAGCCCCCUGGAACAGCAAGACGUGAAGCCUGGGCGCGAAGAUCUACAGUUGGGCGCAAUCAUCCAUCACCGCUCGCCGCACGUCGCCCACCACUCUCCGCACACUAACCACCCAAAUGCCUGGGGGGCGAGCCCCGCUCCGAAUCCGUCCAUCACGUCGAGCGGCCAACCCCUUAACGUGUACUCGCAGCCGGGCUUCACGGUGAGCGGCAUGCUGGAGCAUGGGGGGCUCACUCCACCGCCGGCCUCUGCCUCCGCACAGAGCUUACACCCAGUGCUCCGCGAACCCCCAGACCACGGCGACCUAGGCUCACACCACUGCCAGGAUCACUCGGAUGAGGAGACACCAACCUCGGAUGAGUUGGAACAGUUCGCUAAACAGUUCAAACAAAGAAGAAUCAAGUUGGGCUUCACGCAGGCUGACGUGGGGCUGGCGCUGGGCACCCUGUACGGCAACGUGUUCUCGCAGACUACCAUCUGCAGGUUCGAGGCCUUACAACUGAGCUUCAAGAACAUGUGCAAGCUGAAGCCGCUGCUGAACAAGUGGCUGGAGGAGGCUGAUUCGUCCACAGGGAGCCCGACCAGCAUUGACAAGAUUGCGGCUCAGGGCCGCAAGCGCAAGAAGCGAACCUCUAUCGAGGUGAGUGUCAAGGGCGUACUGGAGACGCAUUUCCUCAAAUGUCCCAAGCCUGCCGCGCAGGAGAUUUCCUCCCUGGCAGACAGCCUCCAGUUGGAGAAAGAAGUAGUGCGUGUCUGGUUCUGUAAUCGAAGACAGAAAGAGAAAAGAAUGACUCCACCAGGGGAUCAGCAGCCACAUGAGGUUUAUUCGCACACGGUGAAAACAGACACGUCCUGCCACGAUCUUUGACUGCAGGAAGCGAGGAAGCGGUCGGCCGCACUGGGAGCAGCGCGGAUUUCUUUCUCUUACACUCUCUUCUUUUCACUCCAGCUUUAUUAUUGCUAUCUCUAUAGAGCGCUCUAUCUUUUUUGUUCGUUCUUUCUCUCCC